AUGGCAGAUAAAGCGAUUGCAGGUACCCUGACAGGUUGUGUUGGCUGCAUGUUGCAGAUUGAAAUGCUUUCGAAGUCAAGUCCAGGUUGUGUAAAUCUUAUGACAUUCUCAACGUUUCUUUUCAUAUCCUUUGUUGGUCUUGUGCAGCAGAGUAAGUUCUUCACUGUCAUACCGAGGAACAGGGUCCCUUUAAGGAAGUAUAUAUUCAUCGUUCUUUUAUUUUUUCUGGUCAAUGUGGGAAACAACUUAUCGUUGAAUUUUGACGUAUCUGUUCCUGUAUUCAUCAUGUUUCGAUCAGGAACAUUGAUUGCCAACCUUCUUCUUGGUUGGCUACUGAGGAAUAGGGUUUACUCGCAUGGGAAAAUCUUUUCAAUUUUUUUGGUGACUUUUGGGAUAAUAACAUUUCUAGUGGCUGACAGAAAGGAAAGGCAGCCAGAAAUCAACACUGCGUAUUUCCCACACUUGAAGAACAUUGAACUUCCUUUUCCACCUUUGCUAGUCGGUAUGUCCAACAGAUUAUGUUUCAGG
This is a messenger RNA of Enterobius vermicularis (human pinworm), 528 nucleotides long. NCBI's taxonomy places the organism in Eukaryota, Metazoa, Nematoda, Chromadorea, Rhabditida, Oxyuridae. The record is from the annotation of a GenBank genome assembly.